Molecule: messenger RNA, 4121 nt
Organism: Hypoxylon fragiforme
Lineage: Eukaryota; Fungi; Ascomycota; Sordariomycetes; Xylariales; Hypoxylaceae
Exons: 2
Coding region: 374-3943 (1189 amino acids)
Source: RefSeq, a predicted model, not a curated record
GGUUUGGACCCCCUGGUUUAUCAGUCGAUUCUAAAGCUCAAUUUUUUCAUUCCAGAAGCCACCCAGCCAGUUGGUCCAGUUCACUCAUCAUUCAACGUUGUUCACACUCUUUUUUUUCUCUGGAUGUUGCUUGCGAGUCUGGGAGCUUUUGGGGUUUUCUAAUAAUUAUAAUUGUUAAUGCUGUCUACGACCCUCACCUUGACCCCCCACGCUCGCCCUUCGUCUCGUUGGCGAGAUCGUCUCACCUAUCCCUGCCCUUUUAAGUCAGUCAUGACUCUGGAUAGGCAGUGAAGCAAGAUAAGACAAGUGCUUCUUAGAGCGCUCCACGAAUAGCAUAAAUUUUGGCCCUUGGGUGCCUCUUACAACUAAUACAAUGCUCCCGAGGUGGUCCAGCGUUUGCACUUUGCUCUACCUGGUCAUUUGCUUCGACUUGGUAGUUGCGGGUCCAUAUAGACAAUAUCCGAGACAAGAUGCCUCUCCUGUGACAACAGAGGCCCCAACAACGACACGAGAUGGAGAUAGAGGAACAACGACGACUUCACCGAUUAGCUCGGAUACUACCACUGACUCGGAAGAGGCUACCUCUGUCGAAGUUACGACUAGCACGGCCAGUAGUACCUCAGAAUCAACUGCGAUACCAUCUGCUAUCAAUGGAAAUAAUCCUAGUAACGAGAGUUUUUCUGAACAGCCCCCCAUCGAAGAUGGCGAAUUGCCGUUGCAGCCUCGACUUACCCCCGGAUGGGGUGUUUCUGGUGCGAUCAUGCUCAUCACUGGUGUUGUAUACGCUCUGAUCGGUAUUAAAAACCCAUGGCUACAUACAUUCUUCUCCUCAGCGUAUCUCGCUAGUCUGUCUGUUACAGUUUUGAUCGUAUAUGUCAUGAGCCCCCCUAUAUCGGAUGGAAUUCAGGGAGCGUACGUCGUGGCAGCGGUUUGCACCGGUAUUAUCGUUGGUGGAGCUGCUACUGUUUUCAAGGAACUCACCGAGGGUCUUGGAUGUCUUCUAGGUGGCUUCUGUUUUGCCAUGUGGUUAUUAACAUUACGCGAAGGCGGCCUUCUUCCCACCACCGUCGGUAAAGUGAUAUUCAUCACUGCCUUCACGCUUGUAGGUUUUGCGUUCUACUUCAGCCGUCAUACGAGGCCGUACGCUUUAAUCGGAUUGAUGUCUUUCGCUGGCGCAACUGUUUCGGUCUUGGGAAUCGACUGUUUCAGCAGAGCUGGUUUGAAGGAAUUCUGGGCUUACAUCUGGAACUUAAACGACAACCUUUUCCCUUUUGAAGCAGAUACAUAUCCACUGACUAAGGGCAUAAGAGUGGAAAUCGCAAUAAUCGUUGUGCUGACUGUUCUUGGUCUGAUAUCUCAGCUCAAGCUAUGGCGUGUAGUUCAGGAACAUCGCACGAAACGAGAUGAAGAGCAAGCGGAGUUUCAAAGGAUGCGCGACGAAGAGGAGGCCGUCAUCGGACGACAAAUCGAGGAAAAUAACGAGCGCGAAAGAAGACAGUGGGAAACGACUUACGGAGACCUCCCACCGUCAGAGUCAUCCCGUGACUCGGGUGUUGGGGAGAUAGAGAAUGAAAAGAAGGGUCGGCUCAGCCAAUCUACAGUGCAGCCUAUAUCCCCAAGUGCAACCGAUAACGAAAACACCAUCGAGAUGACGGAUCUCCAACCAUCUGAGGAUGGCACUUCUUCUCAAGUGGCGAAACGGGUGGAAAAUGGCCUUGUGGUUGCCGAGCAAAAUGAAAGUAAUCAAGUAACAGUCAGAGUUUCAAGGGAUGACUGUCCUAAUAGUGAUGAUGACGGCUCACCUAUGCCCGAGCCGGACGAAAAAGCUUGGAUAGCAGGAAUUGACGAGAAAGGACGGCCAUCAUCCAUGAUAUCACCCUCUAACUCCCGAAGGUUUUCGAACUUGGCUGGUCCCGAUAUUACCCCCUUGCCCUUCAAGGUCCCCGAACCGCAUGGAGAAGAGGAGGAAGAUAAAGAUGACGAGGAUCGUUCGACAGUUGCAACAUUUGCAGACGAGGAUGAAAGAUCUAUAACCCUGAGCAAGAGAGCCUCAAGGGCAUCUCUGUCGCACAGGCUCUCAAUGGGCUCGGCCCAUAUAUUACGAAGCUUUUCUCAACGAUCUCAAAAGUCUAAGCGACAGACUGGUGAAUUUGAAUCAACACAACUGUCGCUGAAGAAUGGAGAAAGUGUAGAAGAUUUGGUACCUAGGAAACGAAGUGUUCCUGAAGAUUCUGGCUCGAUCGCUGCUACUGCUGAUGGAUUAAGCACCAAUGGCGAUGAGAAAACAGAGUCAGGAGAGGUCGGUGAAUCGAAUCAGGCAAUGGAGAUCAAAGCAGAAUUGGCGGAUAGAUUACCGACAGACAAGCAAAUCGCUGCAGAUAAUAUGUCGGCUGCACAACCAGAGCCAGCUGACCCUGGGACACAAUUGAAUACUCGGCCCUACUCCACAGUCGAGACAGCGGCGGCUGAUAUCUUAAAGCCAUCUCUAUAUGGGAUAAGUGAGCUACACAACUCUCCUACCGCGACGGAAGCGAAGGCUCCCUCCGACACAUCAAAGGCUGCCAAGUCUACGUCCUCCGCAAGCCUUACUAAGGAACGACUUCCUUCCAGUCUAUCUCGUGUGGCACUAUCAUAUCGUACAAACGAGUGGGCAAAACAUUUGAGUCUAGCAGAGAAGCCCGAGCCCGAUCACUUACAGUUGAAUGAAUACCCCAAGCAAGAGGAGAUUGCAAGCCCGCAAGCAGAAGCACCAGUCCCUGUUAAAGUCGACGAACUUCAGCAGACAUCGGAAAGUGGAGUUCCAGCGGCCCCUAUAGUGAGAUCCCCUUCCUCACUCUCACAUACUCAGUCAGCCGUGACGUUCCAACGUUCGCCAUCAGGGGCAUCCAUACCAGGAGGGUCGAACAUAUUACAAUCAGCAGCACCUUCUGUGCCUCUAGCGGAUGAGAUGCAAGAAACCACCGACAGGCCAGGACUUACGAAAGGUACACAGCUACAUUCUCAGACAAAUCACAACGCACGAAUGAAGAACCGCCGACAGCCAGGCGAUGCUAUCAUUCAACCAAUUCUAGAAGAGAAGAAUGAUGAACACCUUAGCACCAAAACUUCGCAAGAAGAUCUCCGGGAGUUUUCUCCGAAUCCUAGCCCACCUCUGCCUGGAAGGCCUGAUACACAGAAUCUAAGCCGUUCAUCAAUUCCAGGCGUCGUCUCAUACUCGAGCCCACAGACAUUAAUGGGCCAGCGAGAGACGUACAUACGCACUAAAUCUCAAUCCACCUUGAUACUAUCGCCGCCAAUACCUGAGGCUACUCAAUACGCCCCCAGGCCAGCUACUCAGAUGGACCUUUAUAACUACUCACCACCUGUGCCCCUCGCUAGUCAGGAUGCCGACGAUCUUCCUCUCAGUCAGCGGAAAGAACUCAUGCGCCAAAAUAGCAUGCUUUCUGACAAUUCCAUCGGGGUAAACCAUAGGCCGAGUAAUGUUGCGAGAGCAUCCUUUACACUCAGCCCCAGUGCGCCGAUUAUGGCUGACAACUUAAAAUUUGAUUCGCAUCAGCCUCAGCGACGAUCGACGGUCUCUCCACAGGCAAUCCGCGAUUCUAAGCUUGCCAAUUUCCGACAAUCAGUCGCAGCAGAGCUAAGAGCUGGUACGCCAAUUUUGCCCGUCGGCAUCAAUGGACGGGAAACCCCUCUUCGGUCUUCCUCGACCCCCUUGCUUGGAGCCACGGGUAUGCGGACUGGAAACAACGAGAUCCAGAACAGCAUUGACCAGCAAAGGAAUCUGCUUCUCUCUCAGAGGGAGCAAGAGGCUCAGAGAAAGGAGCUUGAGCGUCGGGAGAAAGAACGCAACGAGCGCGCGUUCGAGGAGAUGAUGCGCCGUGGAGAUCUCAUGGAUGCCCACCGCGAAGCCAUUCGCAGGAUGCAAGGCACCGUAAGAGAUUAGUAGGGGGAGGGUAUACUUGGAGGAUAGAGAAAAAGAAGAGGAGGUAUUAAAUGCUAUGAGCAUAUGUGUGCAUACAUAGAUGUGGUCACGGAUAUACGGGUUCCCUCUUUAUGUUAGGUCAGGCUUAGGGCUGGAGGAGGGAAGGAAGGAAGGAACUUGAUACCCCUUUAUUUCUCUG